CAGUAUAUAGAAGUUUCAAGUUCUAGCAAUGUUGGAAGUAUCCGUACUUGUGUUAAAACCAAUUAGACAUAAUGUCUAUAAACAUAUUUAGCUGCACAUAAGAAUUAAGGUAAGAAAAUAGCGCAUUGUUUGGCUGACCUGUGAAAACUUUGUGACAACAAAACAUCGAUCUGCAUGUUCAUAUAAGAGCCAGGGCCUUCGACAUGAACCAAUUAAGGUGUGUUAUUUUUAUGGAUCUGACAUUAUUCUGCCAUGGAUGAAAUAAUAAAUUCCAACCAUAAACCAUUCUUCCCACAAAAUAUGCCCUGUCAGCUUUUUAAAGCGAAAAAGCAGUUUUUAUCAGCAACAACUUUUAGUGACCAUCGGGAUGGGUGGAAUAUCCCUGGGUGUGAGGUUAACUGGUGGUAAUUGUAGUUUUAAUAUCGCUCCUUGAUUGAAUGUCUUACGCAUACACGCCCUUGCAUUUGGAAUAUAGACAGUUAAGGCUUAAUUUCACGUAAUGAUGCACUACCUUACUUUUCUAGAAACAACACCCAGGCUGAUGAGUCAGAUGUUGACAGUUGAAUAUAUGCUGUCAGUUUUGUACAUGAGUGUGUGUAACCUUCGUCUGUGGUUUUAUAUUGGUGACUUAAACUCAUAUUUUGAAUUUAUGUCUGACCAUAACAAUGAUACCGGUAAGUUGACUUUCAAAGUUUUGUUUACUUUUUUUUGUAUCUUUAAAGGGAAAUGGCAAUAUAUUUUUUUAUUUUCUCAUUUGAAAGAACUUUUGAAACUAUUUAAUAACUUCUUUUACCGAUUCUUCAUAUCUUGCUUAGUUCUUGAAAUAUUUCACUUGAAGUAACCAGAUGUCAGCCAUCUUGGAUAAAAUUUUGAUCUCAUUAACGGUAGUUUUGGUGACGUCACAACAGGGAUUAACCAUAUAAAAGUAUUCGUUUCUGACCAAAUAUUGAUUGGUAGAUGUUUUAAACGUUUCAAGUGAUCUUCCAUGGGCAUGCUGAGUAUAAUUUUGAGUGCAAAAUGAUUAGUGGUUGUCUAGAUAAAAAUAUUGCGUGACCCCUGUUGUCACGUAACAUGCAUAUCCACAAAAAUCGAAGAUGGCGGACAUUUCAUUUCUUUCGAUUAAAAUAUUUGUAGAAGUAAGCAAGAUAUGAAAAAACAGUAAAAGACUUUUAUACAUGGUUUUAAAUGUUCUUUCAAACGAGAAAAUAAAAAAAUAUAUUGCCAUUUCCCUUUAAUGAAGCCAGAUAGAAAACGAAAACAAUUCAUUUGUGCGUUCCAUCUUUUAAUGUAGUAAGCAAGUAUACCAAUUGGUUUGGUAUUAUUCAAUGCACUGGUUUUUUCUUCGCUCCCAUCACUGGUCUUGUCACGGACUGGAAACGAAAGAAGAAAGAAAAAACUGUACUUGGUUUUGUAACUGGUUAUCUUUUGACUUCAUUUGUCGCUUUAAUAUUGAAUAUUCUUGUUCUUGUUCCCAGUCUAUCUGUGCAGGUAUGAGAGCUAUGAAAGUCAAGGGAUUAAUUUAUUUAAAAACACCACUAUAAUAAAUAAUUUCAUAUACCCAAGCCACGUUCCAAGCGGCAGCCCGGGCGAAGGUACAAACUCCGCUCUGCUAUUCAAGCCAGAGAAAAGGACAGCAAGCGGAUUCAAAAGUCCGUCAAUUAUCGCCGGCUCAUGGAUGUUAUGGGGGUUGACAACCCACUCUCACUUACCUCAGAGACAUGAAUAAGCAAGCAAAAAAUAAGAAAACGUU
Messenger RNA from Paramuricea clavata, 1750 nucleotides. The record is from the annotation of a GenBank genome assembly. NCBI's taxonomy places the organism in Eukaryota, Metazoa, Cnidaria, Anthozoa, Malacalcyonacea, Plexauridae.